GCGGCCGCCCCGGCUCCUGCGUCCCCGUCGCCGUUGCUCGGCGGGCCGCCCCCCGAGCGCGGGCACCGGUGCCCCGGCCGGGGUCUGCCGGGAAGAUGGCGACCCCGGGCAUGAGCUGGCAGCAGCACUAUUACGGCGGCUCGGCGGCCGGGGCGGCCAAAUUCGCUCCCUCGCCGGCCGCCGCGCAGCAGGCGGGGCACUGCAUGGACUACAGCCAGGACUUGCACCUGAAAAUGAGCAAGAAAAUCGCCCAGCUCACCAAGGUAAUAUAUGCUUUGAACACUAAAAAUGAUGAGCACGAAUCUGCAAUUCAAGCCCUCAAAGAUGCUCAUGAAGAAGAAAUCCAACAAAUUCUGGCAGAAACAAGAGAAAAAAUAUUGCAAUAUAAAAGCAGAGUAUCAGAGGAGUUAGACCUUAAGAGAAAGAUUCAAGUUUUAGAAGCAUCAUUAGAAGAUCACAUAAAAAUGAAGCAGCAGGCUUUGACAGAAUUUGAGGCUUAUAAGCACAGAGUUGAGGACAUGCAACUUUGUGCAGAAGCCCAGCAUGUCCAACGCAUAGUAACCAUGUCUAGAGAGGUCGAAGAGAUUAGAAGGAAAUUUGAGGAAAGAGUACGGAGUUUUGGACAAGUCCAAGUACAGUUUGAAAAAGACAAACGGUUGGCAUUGGAAGAUUUGCGAACUGCUCACAGACGGGAGAUCCAAGAGCUGCUGAAGUCACAGCAGGAUCACAGUGCCUCUGUUAGUAAAGGACAGGAGAAAGCGGAGGAGCUGCACAGAAUGGAGGUGGAGACCUUAAACAAGACACUGGAAGAGCUAAGGCUUGAGCGGAAAAAACUAAUUGAGGAUUAUGAAGGCAAGUUGCGUAAAGCUCAGUCCUUUUAUGAACAUGAGCUAGAUACUUUGAAAAGGUCACAGCUUUUUACAGCAGAAAGCCUCCAGGCUAGCAAAGAAAAGGAAGCAGAUCUUAGAAAAGAAUUUCAGGGACAAGAAGCAAUUUUACGAAAAACCAUAGGAAAAUUAAAGACAGAGUUACAGAUGGUACAGGAUGAAGCUGGAAGUCUUCAUGACAAAUGCCAGAAGCUUCAGAUAGCACUUGUUACAGCAGAGAACAGUGUUAAGGUUCUUCAAAAACAGCUUGAUGAUGCCAAGGAGGGAGAAAUGGCCUUAUUAAGCAGGCACAAGGAAGUGGAAAGUGAGCUAGCAGCAGCCAGAGAACGUUUACAGCAGCAAGCUUCAGAUCUUGUCCUCAAAGCUAGUCAUAUUGGAAUGCUUCAAGCAACUCAAAUGACCCAGGAGGUUACAAUUAAAGAUCUAGAAUCAGAAAAAUCAAGGGCCAAUGAGAGAUUAUCUCAGCUUGAAGAAGAAAGAGCUUUUUUGCAAAGCAAAACCCAGAGUCUGAAUGAAGAGCAGAAGCAGCAGGUUUUGGAACUGGAGAAGAAAGUAAAUGAGGCAAAGAAAACUCAGCAAGAAUAUUAUGAGAUGGAGCUAAACAACCUGCAAAAUAGACUGGAAGGAGAGGUGGCCCAAUUAAAUGAGGCCCAUUCUAAGACUCUGGAAGAAUUAGCUUGGAAGCACCAUAUGGCAAUUGAGGCUGUCCACAGUAAUGCGAUUAGGGAUAAGAAAAAACUGCAAAUGGAAUUGGAGGCACAACAUAAAAAGGAAAAGCUAAACCUGGAAGAUGAUAAAAAUCAGCUUCAACAAGAGCUAGAAAACCUGAAGGAAGAACUGGAAGACAAGCUGAAUUCAGCCAAUCAAGAGAUUGGCCACCUCCAAGAAAUGGUAAGCAAAAGUGAACAAGGUCUUGGCUCUGCAGAAGGACUUAUUGCUAGUCUUCAGGACUCCCAGGAAAGACUUCAAAAUGAGCUGGACUUGACUAAAGGCAGGCUGAAGGAGACCAAGGAUGCUCUAUUAAAUGCUGAGAGUGAGCUAGAACAAGAAAGGCAACAGCAUGAAGAAACACUUGCUGCCAUGAAAGAAGAGGAGAAACUGAGAGUGGACAAAAUGGCCCAUGACUUAGAGAUAAAAUGGACUGAAAACCUUAGACAAGAGUGUUCUAAGCUUCGCGAAGAGUUAAGGCUUCAACAUGAAGAGGAUAAAAAGUCAGCAAUGUCUCAACUUUUGCAGUUAAAAGAGCGAGAGAAAAAUGCAGCCAGGGAUUCAUGGCAGAAAAAAGUAGAAGAUCUCUUAAACCAGAGGCACUCUCUGGGUGAAGCUUUGCAUAAAUCUAUCAACAAUAUUUCCUUGCUGAAACACAAUCUGGAGAUGCAGCUUUCCCAGUCUCAGACCUCUUUGCAGCAACUGCAAGCCCAGUUUACACAAGAACGACAGCGACUUACACAAGAGCUUGAAGAAUUAGAGGAACAGCAUCAACAAAGACAUAAAUCUUUACAAGAAGCACAUGUCCUUGCAUUUCAAACUAUGGAAGAAGAAAAGGAAAAGGAACAAAGAGCUCUUGAAAAUCAUUUACAACAGAAACAUUCUGCAGAGCUUCAAUCUUUGAAAGAUGCACACAGAGAGUCAAUGGAGGGCUUCCGGAUAGAAAUGGAACAGGAACUUCAGACGCUUCGGUUUGAAUUAGAAGAUGAAGGAAAGGCUAUGCUUGCUUCUUUACGCUCAGAACUAAACCAUCAACAUGCAGCUGAAAUUGAUUUGUUAUGGCAUAAUCAUCAUCAAGAAUUGGCAGCCGCUAAAAUGGAAUUAGAGAGAAGCAUAGAUAUCAGCAGAAGACAGAGUAAGGAGCACAUGUGUAGAAUAACAGAUCUACAAGACGAAGUCAGGCACAGAGAGCAUCACAUCUCAGACUUGGAUAAGGAAGUACAGCACCUUCAUGAAAAUAUAAAAGCCCUAACCAAAGAAUUGGAAUUUAAGGGAAAAGAAAUUCUCAGAAUAAGAAGUGAAUCCAACCAACAGAUGAGGUUGCAUGAACAAGAUUUAAACAAGAGACUUGAAAAAGAGCUGGAUGUCAUGACAGCAGACCACCUCAGAGAGAAAAAUAUCAUGCGGGCAGAUUUUAAUAAGACUAACGAGCUACUCAAGGAAAUAAAUGCAGCUUUACAAGUGUCACUAGAAGAGAUGGAAGAAAAAUAUCUAAUGAGAGAAUCAAAACCAGAAGAUUUACAGAUGAUUGGAGAAUUAAAAGCCAUGCUUACAGAAAGAGAUCAGGUCAUAAAGAAACUAAUGGAGGAUAAUAAAUUUUAUCAGCUGGAAUUAGUCAAUCGAGAAACUAACUUCAACAAAGUGUUUAACUCAAGUCCUACUGUUGGUGUUAUUAAUCCACUGACUAAGCAAAAGAAGAAGAACAAUAAAUCACCAACAAACAGGUUUGUGAGUGUUCCCAAUCUAAGUGCUCUGGAAUCUGGUGGAGUGGGCAAUGGACAUCCUAACCGCCUGGAUCCCAUUCCUAAUUCUCCAGUCCACGAUAUUGAGUUCAACAGCAGCAAACCACUUCCACAGCCAGUGCCACCCAAAGAGCCCAAGACAUUUUUGAGUCCUCCUCAGAGUGAAGCUUCCCCGGUGGCUUCUCCAGACCCCCAGCGCCAGGAGUGGUUUGCCCGGUACUUCACAUUCUGAAAGAAUUGCUUUGGCACAGUUCUAGGCGGACUGUUACUAAAAGCAUGACCUUAUGCAGAUCGUUAUGUGUACAGGUUUUCCUAUGUCAGACACGGUGAAAGUAUUUGUCUCUCCAAUUGAAAAUGCCCUGUAUUUCCUGUGAUAUUUAUUGGAAUCACUCUAUAAGGUACUAUAUUAUGUGUGUAAUUAUAACAGUUAUUUUUAUUUGAGAUGGGAGAGUCUUUAAUCUUUGUAAUUACUGCAUAAUAAAUUUUGUUAGAACAAA
Molecule: messenger RNA, 3834 nt
Organism: Kogia breviceps (pygmy sperm whale)
Lineage: Eukaryota; Metazoa; Chordata; Mammalia; Artiodactyla; Physeteridae
Gene: FAM184A
Product: family with sequence similarity 184 member A
Source: RefSeq, a predicted model, not a curated record